Molecule: messenger RNA, 1209 nt
Organism: Daldinia childiae
Lineage: Eukaryota; Fungi; Ascomycota; Sordariomycetes; Xylariales; Hypoxylaceae
Product: Alpha-ketoglutarate-dependent taurine dioxygenase
Exons: 3
Coding region: 1-1209 (402 amino acids)
Cellular component (GO): cytoplasm
Molecular function (GO): 2-oxoglutarate-dependent dioxygenase activity
Source: RefSeq, a predicted model, not a curated record
AUGGCACCAUCAGCUACCGAAGCCGUUGCUCCAAUUGCUGAGCAUAUCAAGCAAAAGGUCAUUCCUGACACCCAGAAGGAAACACAAGAGAGUCCAAAGGUGGAGAGCUCUCUUGCGGUCGGCGAGACGAGCUUAGAGGACGAACCACCAAAGCUUGAGACGAACCACAAGGAGCCCCUGAAACUAAGCGGUGCCCUAGACCAGUUCAAGCAGUUUGAUGUCACACCCGUGAUUGGAAAGGAGUUCAUAGAUGUAGAUUUGGCUGAAUGGCUACGAGCCCCUAACUCGGACGAACUCAUCCGUGACCUUGCUAUCACAGUAUCUCAACGCGGUGUGGUCUUCUUCCGCAAGCAGGACAACAUUACCAAUGACCUACAAAAGGAGCUAGUACAGAGGCUUGGUGAAUUAUCCGGCAAGCCGGCUACCUCUAAGCUACACAUCCAUCCCGUGAUCAACUCUGGUCGCGAGCACGGUGGUAAUGAUGACGAGAUCAGCACUAUCUCGUCGCAACAAGCCAAGAAGCUCUACUCUAGGAAAGAUAUAUGGGCUGAGAAAAAGCAAUCUCAGAAGAAUCAAUGGCACUCGGAUAUCACAUUCGAGCCUAUUCCUAGCGAUUAUGCGCUUCUAAGACUUACUGAGCUACCUAAGACUGGAGGUGAUACCCUCUGGGCCUCCGGUUACGAACUAUACGACCGGAUCUCGAAGCCGUUGCGGGGUUUCUUAGACACGUUAACAGCGUACUACGCACAACCGGCCUUCAACGAGGCCGCAGACCGCAACAACUUCAAGAUCUACUCCGCGCCGCGCGGUGCGCCCGAAAACGUAGGCGAGGUCCUAGAAGCUGUGCACCCGGUAGUGCGCACGAACCCCGUGACUGGGUGGAAGAGUGUGUUCGCCGUCGGCCACCACGUCAAGCACAUCCACGGAUUAUCCGAGGCCGAGUCGCGAAACUUCUUAGACUGGUUCGUGCAACUCAUCGUCGAGAAUCACGAUCUCCAGGUUCGCCUCCGCUGGCAGCAGCCCAACGACCUGGCUAUCUGGGAUAACCGCAGCGUCUACCACGCCGCUACGCCGGAUUACCUCAACCAGGGGCUUGGUGAGCGCUCGGGUUCCCGCGCGGUGAGCUUGGGCGAGAAGCCAUAUUUUGACCCUGAGAGUAAGAGCCGCAGGGAGGCUCUAGCUGCUGAGGCGUCUGCAGCAGCGGCGUAG